AUGCUGACGUCAUACGGCUGCCAUUAUGCGCAAUGGUACACCUAUCUUCUUACAUCAUGGGCCGAAGUACGCGAAAACGCGACACGAAGGAGGGCGCCAGACGCAGAAGCGUCCACGGACUUGAAGGACGGAGCAUUAUGGGAUAUUAUGGACGCGGGGAGUGAAGCACUGAAAAUCACCAGGGCAAGAGACCGAUCCAAGACUACGUGUCAAGGGUCGUAUGCCCAGGCGACCAAAGAACUGGUCAGGAUAGCUGUCAUUAUGAACAGCUACCCCGAGAAAAAGAUAGGAGCUGAAGAGGAGAGCCUGAUCGCCAGGAAACUGAUCAGAGGGCGUAUCCUCGAAUUGAUGGGGAAGGAAAAAGCCCCUAACCUUACAAGCUCCUGGGUAAAAGAUGGCGCACUCUUCGGAUGUGCCGAUGAAUAUUCAGAGGGAUGGCUCAAAAGCCUCUCUUCUGACAUAAAAAUUGGGGAAACCUCUCUGUGUGUAAUGCCAAUCGACGAGUUGCAAAAGCGACAUCGAAUGGUGGUGCACAUAGAGGAAUCCGAUAUCACCACUGAGGAAACUCUGAAGUUCCUCAGAUUACAAAAUACGGGCCUGACAACCAGUGACUGGAUUGUCACCAGGAGUAGCAAGAAAAGGGACUCCAAGAGUGCCCAAUUUGCUUGCCUCGUUGGCGAGACGUCACUGAAAGCCAUAAACACUGGUAAUCCAGUGUGACGUUUUACACGUCCGUCAUAAGGGCGAAUACGCCCGGCCGAGGAGGACAAUUCGCUUAACUCCGAGGGCCGGUUGUUCCAACUUCUUGGUAAGUUUAUCCGUCAGUUAUUUAUUAAUAAAUAUUAGUAAUCUUUACUCAGUUGUUGGAAUACCAAGUAAAAUUACCUCUAUCGUUAUUACCA
Molecule: messenger RNA, 902 nt
Organism: Linepithema humile (Argentine ant)
Lineage: Eukaryota; Metazoa; Arthropoda; Insecta; Hymenoptera; Formicidae
Source: RefSeq, a predicted model, not a curated record